UAGUUACAGUCAUUUCUUCUGGCAAGAAGCACAGACUCUUUCUCAGACAGAAAAUGGAUUGUCAUGAUGGAGAUGACAAACCAUUCUUCAAUGAAAAUGACGAGGAUAUAGACAUUGAUGACUGGAUCAUUCCUGACGAGAAUCUUAUUCAGAGGAUGGUGAAACAGAUCGAGUACUACCUGUCGGACGAGAAUCUUGCCAAAGAUGCUUUCCUCCUGAAACAUGUCAGGAGGAACAAGAUGGGCUAUGUGAACAUCAAGCUGUUGACUUCCUUUAAAAAGAUGAAACAGCUGACUAAAGACUGGCGCUCCACUGCCUUUGCCCUGCGCCACUCCGCCAAGCUGGAGGUCAACGAGGAGGGCAACAAGGUGCGUCGCCUGGAGCCCGUGCCGGACGCGGUCCUCUCCCAGGUGCCCAGCAAAGUCCUACUGGUCUGGAACAUCUCAGAACUCUGCAAGAAGUCUCCACCAGCACCAGCAGGUGAUGAUGCUGAGCAAGACCAAACCAGCAGCAACGGGUCCCCGGUCCCUCCCUGUCCUCCUCCUCCCCAUCAUCGUAGCACCAUAGAGGCAGCCAUCAGCAUCCUGGAGCCUUUCGGGGCCCUGAGCACCGUGCGGGUGAACCGGCCCGGAAGAGAGCUACCCGCUGAGGUGCAGAGGUACAGCUACAGGUACCCGGAGCUCUCCACGGAGGAGAGCGUGCUGGUGGAGUACGAGGAGCUGGAGGGGGCGGGCAAGGCCUACCACGAGCUGACCCAGUCGGACAGCACCUCCGUCAAGGUGGUGCUGGUGGGCCGCAGCUCCAAGAAGAAGACCAAGAGCGGCCAGCAGGACGCCUCGUCCGUGGGCUCUCUGGAGGAGAGGACGUCGUCGGGUAAAGGAAUGAACAUCCUCAACCGGCGCAUGGAGCAGCUCCAGUCCCGGGCCAACGAGGACUCCUCCGCCUACAGCUCCUCCGAGUCCGAGUUCGCCUCCUCGUCCCCUCUCCACGUGCCACGCUUCUUCAGCGGACAGGUGAUCGGCGGGUACGGGAGCAGCCCGUGGGGAAGCCCCAGAUCCAGCCCCAGGGUGCUCCACGCUCCGCUGCCGGGUCCCCGGGUGUCGCCGCUCCUGUUCUCGGAGAUGUGGGGCAGUCCAGACACCAGCCCCGAGCUGAGCAGGCGACGCAGGAGCCAGGAUCAGUCCUGUGAAAACGCAGCCUCCUCCACACCUCCCAACUCGGGCAGUCCGUGGGUGCAGAGGAGGAAGCUGGCAGUCAUUCAGACCCCCAACUCAUCCUCCUCCGUCUCUGUGGAGGAUGGUGGUAAUGGUGCCAGGCAGAACCGGGGUGCUGGAGUGGCCAAGAGAGCGUUGAACGGGGACUCGAACAUUCCCCACGGUGUGCUGCGGUUCCCCCACGGUCCAGACGGCACUCGUGGGUUCCAUCUCACUGUGGCGAGGAGAAGAUUUCACCACCCACUCAAAAUAUGAACGAACAGAUUUCAUGAAUUGUAAAUGAUGUGCGUGGAUGUGAAUGUGAAUGUGAUGUCUAGAUGUGAUUUCCUGCUGCUUAUGAUCCAUACUGAUGUCAAUAUGUCUAGGUUAUUUAUAUUACUAUUUAUUUUUAUUUAUGUAUUUAUUAUAUAUAUUUAUUCCAUGCUGCUUUUAAACUUGAGGUAAAGUGUCCAAA
Engraulis encrasicolus (European anchovy) is the source of this 1668-nucleotide messenger RNA. Its product is annotated as la-related protein 6-like. Gene Ontology annotation, cellular component: nucleus. The coding region runs from base 54 to 1469 and encodes 471 amino acids. Gene Ontology annotation, molecular function: mRNA binding. Lineage: Eukaryota; Metazoa; Chordata; Actinopteri; Clupeiformes; Engraulidae. Gene Ontology annotation, biological process: RNA processing. The transcript is spliced from 4 exons. The record is from RefSeq and is a predicted model, not a curated record.